CAAGGUUCAGCCAUGGGAAGUUACAGAGAUUAAGAAUGUUUUUAGGCGGACUCUAAGAGUAUCUUCAUGAAAUCAAGAAGAAAACGAAUUAUUAUAGUGACUAGGUAACCCUGAGUUCAUCAUGCGGCUGACAAGAAUUUUAUUGCAAGACAUCGCGAAGCUUAUUCAACGGUACAGUCGCUACCAACAGUCUUGUUUGUCCAUUGAGCAAUUCACUUCUUUUGGUGAGUACUAAUUUCGAUAUCACUGAUCAAAGCUGUAAUUCUAUCCCUUGUAACUUGAACUAUUUAUUGUCAUCCUUUGUAAAGGAUCAGAACCAGCAACAAAAUAUAGUUCUUACUUUGAAACUUACUUUGCAAAGACGUAUUUUUAGAGUCUUUUUAGCCGAUACGGUUGCUAACUCGAUCAUGUGUGUGAAUGCAAAAGAAGGCUUGAAUAUGCAAAUUGUAUCUCUGGAGAAAGAGGUUAUAUUCGUAAAAUAGUUUACUGCGAAGAAAAAUCCUGAGUUUUGUUUAUAUUUUUUCUGUUUUUUUAGUCAAUCCGAUCAUCGGAGUAACUUGAGGCGUUUCUACUCGCCGGUCGCGCGCUUUACCAAAGCGAUUUUCGCUGCGUGAUCAUUCGUUGACGCGAAAAAUGUGAAUUUCCCGCGCAUGAAUUUUAUUCCAUCCUUGUGAGCCCCACAAGCUAAAAAAAAAUUAUAUAAUGUACGCUAUCUUAAUAUUUUGCUUGUUGUUACGAUUUUUACUGCAAAAACAAGGAGAAAGUUUGGUUUAUUUACGAUGGCUAGAAUUUCUGUUUUUAUUGUGACGUAGCAGGCAGCGCCCCCACAACGCCCCCGUGUUCCGUGACAACAUUUUGUUAUUUCAAACCGCGUCCGUUUUGGAAUAGUUUGGAGAUCAUAUGAUUGUCACAAGUUUUAUGUGAGUCUAUUCAGGAAGUGUUCGUCAUGUUGAAAAUCAUGCCAUGUAUUCAUGUAGAACAUUUUAGUCAUUGGCAUCGAUUUCUUUUUUGUACAGCCAUCAUGAGAAACAAACGGUCCAAAGCAAAAACUGUGUAUUGUUCAGUAAAGAAUUCUAAUUAAAUUCUUUUUUUGUUUUGGCUUUGGUCUUCUUGGCAUGUAAACAUUAUUAAUAUUUAAAGCCAAACUUGCAUAGUGGUUCUGGCAAAACUUGUGUCUUUGUAACCCUCUGCAAAUCUUAUUUAUCUGAUGAAUUGAAGGAACUUUCAUUUAGCGGUAAUUUUGUUACAAAUAGUUAUGGUGAGUCCUGGGACUAUUAAAUUUUGUGAAAAAUCGUAAGUCCUAGUUAAAAAAAACAACAAAUCCGAAAUUGAAAACACUUGGGCCUUUAUGUAACAAGACAGUUAAUCUGAAGACAGACUCCAAACUUUGUUUCUUCACAUACUGCAAGUUAAAUAAUAUGGUCCUUCUUUUUUAAUAAAAUCACUCUUUUAGAUCCACAGUCAGCUGAUGGUUACAACAAUUUUCUAUUUAUGAAGAAUUUGAAAAUACCUAGUAAAAUUUUCCUUUUAUUGAUGUGAAGGAAACUUUGUUGUUACUGAGAUACCAUAUUUAAGCUCUAAAGGUGUGAUUUUAUGCUAAGCAUUCUCAGGGUGACAGUUAAUGUUAUAUACUUGAUAGGUUUGUUUUUCGUAUCAAGAAAAAUUAAUUGGAGAUGAAUAUUAUGCGUGUACGAUAAUGAAACUGUUGUAGGUGAUUAGAAAUUGUGAGAUCAAUAUAAGUAGUUGUAGGUAUGCUUAGUCAUAAACUGGAAAUGACAGUUAAGUGACUUAACAUUCUCUUAGUCUGGCAAAACCUUUUACUUUAGAACCUGCUGAUAUCACACAAAGUACAAUGCAGAUAAAGCAAAGUUUAUUUACUGCUUAUUGUGGGUAAAACUUUAGUGUUAUUUUACGAAUGUAGUUAAGUCAAAUAUAAUGUUUAAAGUGAUAUUUAUAGGCACCUCAUAUACUGUGUUUCCUUGAAUAAUAGCUGGGGGUGAUUAUUCGAGGGAAGGCAAAUACAUGAGGGAUAUUAUUUCAAAUAUUGCUCUCUGUAAGUUGUGCCCCAAAUAUUUUGCUUUAUUUUCCCAUUAAAUCAAAAAAUAAUCAUGUCAAAUAAACUGGACAUGGGCUUUUAAGUAUUCCAAGUUUAGUUCCUUGAUGAAUUUUCAGAGCUUGAAUCAUCUCUGAUCAGUUUUUUUUCUCUGAUCUCAUUGCACUUCAGCUUGACAGGGGGGGGGAUAAAAGGAAGAGAAGAUGGCGAGAGGGGUGGGGAAGGGGCGAUUGUUGGAGGGAGGUGAUUAUUUUAAGUAUUUCUGCAGUCAAAGGGGGGUGAUUUUUUAAGGGAGGUGAUCAAUCGAGGGAUGGCUAUUAUUCCAGGAAAUAUGGUAUGUUUAGCAUCUUGAGUCCAUUCAAGUUUGAUCCUAUUCCAUACAACAAAUUAGCUAGAAUUCAAACAAGAUAUGGCAUUUGCCAAUCACAAUCAUUACAGUGCUUUUUUCUUAUCAUUUACAUGGUACUUUUAAGUAAGGUCUUUCUUUUUAAACUUUCUUUGCAGGCAAGACUGCAAAGCCAGUGGAAUCUUUUCAGUUUGGACGACAUGAAUUACCAGUGCGGCUUGCUCACAUCAUCCGUGAGAUUGAUCUGCUUCCCAAGAACCUGCUUAAAAUGCCGUCUGUUGAGUUGGUCAGAGGCUGGUAAGAAUAGCAUGGAAUAAAAUGCAACUUAACUUCUUACAUUGCACAUUACGGAACGGCGCCUGUAGAUCCGUGUCGCCCGCAAAAUCAUGGGUCCCAUGACUAUUUGCGCGCUCACAAAGGAAGCCGACGCAUGUCGCAUCCUUUGAUUCAAGACUCAAGUGUUAGCGUAUUGUUUUUGGGAUACAAAGGUAAUUUAACUUUAGAAAAUCAAUAGAUCGAAGCUUUCACGCUAUUCUCUGUUUUAUAAGGAAAUGCAAACACUCAACUUGAUAAAUAUUUUUAACGAUUGAGGCCAGCAGAAUGUAUAGAAUGCCAGAAAAACGAUCAGGAAGUCAAAAGGUUUUGAACAGCGCUAGAAGUUGCUUUCAUCAGUAUGCUAAUCACCUACCUGAUCACUUACUUUCCAUUGAACUGAAAUAUGCUGACUUUUUUUACCACUUUUCGAUUUGCUUCGUUUCAUUUUAUACUCUUUUGUGCAAGCUGAGUUCUUUCAUAGGACUUUACGCUUUCAAAAGGAAAAAAACUUUGAGGAAACGUUGUGUUUACAACCACGGCAAUUCGUAUCAAUUUUGCUUCACUUACACUUAUAUGCAAGUUACUGUUCAUCUGCCGGAUUUCGCUGGAGACAAAAAUGUUGAUUUUGAAUUCCCAGAUGCUUGCUUUUUUGGGCACCCUUUUUAUUUUGGCUAUCAAGAUUUUAUAGGCUAAGCUUCAGACUUUUCAUUCCAACAUUUUAAUGCGGGAAAGUUAUGAGAAAUGUUGCAACUGAUUAAAGUCACACAACAUGCUUUAAGACCGCAUAACUUGAUCUUUCUGAUAUCUUUUGUUCUUCUGUUGUCUCCAAAACAAUAACGAUGUUUCACCAAUUUCCACCUACAAAUAAUAGGAGACAUUUGAUUGACAAACGUCUGCGUUUACUAGUAACGCGUUUCCACAGGCGCGAUUCCAUAAUGACAUCAUAAUCUUUAUUGAUUUGAAGUGCCAAGUUGAAUUCAGGUAGUUCCUGCCCUGCGAUUUACCAGAGGUUAUUCUCAUGUACUUGGUGUGAUGCCUCAUGGUUAUGACCCAUUUGCCCCUGGAAAUUUUGUGGUAAAAUGCAGUUGGAAGCUAGUUGGGCGAUUUCUGGUCACUGUCAUGCUAUAAAAGAUCUACGUAAAACUGCCCCAAUCCAAUUUAUAGGUAAAGCACUUUAAUGCAGCCUUCUGUUCCUGAUGCAAAAUAUUAGCUUGCGAAGUUCAGGCAUGCACAGAAAGCAAAAUUUCAAGAUAGUUUUUGGGCUUAUAAGUGACACAGCAGUCUUGACUUUUACUUUUCGUUUUCCCUCCUUCCCUCUUUGUCCACUUUUCUUAUCUCUUUUUUUUCUUUUGCUGGGCAUUUAGUAGGCUUCAUUUUGUGGGAAAAGUUUUAAGGAAAGUUUUUAGGGUCUUAAGAUUAGGUGAAAGGAAAGAAGGGGGGAAUGGAGCAAGAUUUUCAUAGAAACUUUCAGGUCAAUGUUACAAAGUUUUUUGACUUUUUCUCUGGUGUCCUUGACUGAAUUGUGCUCAUUUGGUAUGGUUGGAAAGAUCUCUUCACUCUGCACAAAUAAGUGGAAAAAGUUGUUCUUGACCAUUAAAACUGAUGAUGUCACGAGGGGCAGAAGGGACGUGGAUCUGGACGGGCAGUUACGGGUGGCUCAAGGGCGUAUUGGUUAAUGCCUAGAAUAUAAAUUUGGUCACUGUAAAAAUUCAUGUAUAAUCUUCACCUUUUUGCUAAAAUUUUAGGAUUAAAAUCAAGAUUGUGGCUUAUCUAUGAGCCAAUCUUCUGGCUAGUGCAACACCCUUUCAUGUAGAUUUAUAUCUGUUUGCAUCUAAGGAAUGCAUUCAAAGAAUUACAACAUCCAAUUCCUUACCUAAAGUCUGAGUGUAAAACUUUACUGACCUUAAAAAAUGGACUAAAAGUGCAGCUAAAUGGAUAAAACUUUAAAAAGUGGAAAGAAAAAGACUGAUUGGAACCUUUUAAAACAACAAAAGCUGGAAAAAUACUGAACCUGAUCCUUGUGAAGUAUUAUGUUAAAAGGCAUGUGACCGAAAGUAUGGUCAGUGAUCUUUUUGGGCAAAGAAGUUGAUUUGGAGACAAUUCUGUUUUAUAAUUAUUGUGAUUUCUAGCUCUUCAUCAAGCCUUAAUUUUUGUAAUUAGAAUGGAAGUUGUGUUUCUUGAAAAUAAUGCUUUUCCUUGAUUUGUUUCCAUCAUCUUCAUGUGUAGAAGGGGUGUCCAUUUGCAUUAAUUUUUCCAGAGGGUCAUACCAAACUGACAAUACUAUUCUAACAUAUACUUACCGCAUCUUAUGUUAUGCUAGCAAACAAAGUAUUAAUAAAUAGAGGUCAUAAUCAUUUAAUAAUUAGAUGUUUUUCUUCAAUGGAACUAUGAACAUCGUUGUUCAUCUAGGUGUUCCCUCAGAAAUUCCAUUGGCCUUCGAUGAGGGAGGUAUGGAUAUUUUCUGGCAUGAUACACCACUAGUGAAUUAUGCAACCUAAAAGAUAGAAGAACAGUAUAAACCAUUUGCUUGUUUGCUUUGUUGCUUCUGCCACUUGAUAUUAUCAGGGCGCAAAGAAAGUUAUUUACAACAUACCUGAAUUUGUGUUUUUUUUCAUGAGCAUUGAUUUUAGUUCUUCUGUCGUUUCAAUAUUCCCAAAAACUUACUUCCCCGUGCAGGGCUCAAAGUUUAAAUCUGAGUUUGGGAGCACUUGUGCUACCAGAUGUAAAUUUUUAGGUGUACUGCUGAAAUUUUAGGUGCACAGUUGAAAAUUUUAUGAGCACAGUUUACAAUGUUAAGAGCAUCUAUUUCAAAAGAAAAAGUAAAAAGCUUAACAGUGCCACAUAUAUAUGUCAUCAAGGACAAAUUAAACAUACACAGAUGAAAGGAAAACAAUGUAACUUUAUUAUUUAGAACCUGGUUGUGUUAUUCCUACAUUACUUUUACUAUUAUUGCUUGAAGCUAUAUGUACUGUUUAACAUUGUACUAGUGCAAGUACGUAAGGAAGCAGGGAAGCAAAUCAAUCACACUGGGGGUUUUAUGAAUGCACAGGUGCAAUUACACAUGAUGAGCAUGUUUCAGUCGAGGAGACCAACAAUAAAGUAUGAAAGACCAUAAAGUUAAACCCAAAAAUGCCAAUGAAAAUCUUGUUCCACUACCCACCUACACUACCUUCCAUUUAAUCCUGUGAUCCUAAAAGCUUUCUCAGAAUCGUUUUGUAACGAAAUGAAGCCUAGGAAAUACCCGGUAAAGGAAAGAAAUGGGGACCUAAGAAAAGGGAUAGAGGAGUGAAGGAGACGAAGUGGAAGGUGAAAGGCGAGUCCAAAAACUAUAUAGAAAUUUUGCUUUCUAUGCAUGCCUGAACCUCGGAAGCUAAUAUUUUGCAUCUGCAACAGAGGGUUGCAUUAAAGUGUUUGACCCGUAAAAUGAUAAAUUGGAUUUGGGCCAGUUUUGGCUCUUUAUAGCCAGACAGUGACCAGAAGACUGUUGGUUCAACUAGCUUUUGGCAAAAUUCCCAGGGCAAAUUGUUUAAAACUCAUUGUAAGUUCAUGUCAUUAACUUGUCUUUCAGGUAUGUCCAAAGUUUUAGUGAGCUUAUAGAGUUUCAAGAUGAAGAAGAAACAGAUGAAGUUACAAACAGGUAAUUACUUUUCCUUUGAAGUUUGCAGUCUCAGUUGAUUUGAUCCUAAUAAUCUGAUGAGGCUUGAGUUUUGUAACUCAAAUACCAUGUGAGUUGCAUCAAGCAAUAGUUGGUCAUCAGAAAUUUGUCUUGUAAAUGUACAGUAUUAUUAUAAUGGGCAAAAUUUUAUUUGGGUCUGCGACUCAAACGUGGCACUUUUGAUAGAAGCUGAAAUUUUUUUAACUUUGUUUGUUCUUGUAGUAUAAAUAAUGCUGUAAUUUUAUUGGGGUAAAAACACACAGAGAACAUUGGAAAUGAUUAGUAUCAUUUCUUAUCAACAGCUAAAAAAAAAUGACGUUGGUAAAGAAUUCAUAAUGCCUAGUUCUUGUUUUCUACUGUUGCAGCAACAACAAUUUUUGUAAACAUAAUUAUUGGUUCAGCCAAUUAAAGUAGUGAGUUUCUUUUUUCAUUUAAUUCUUAACUUUGCUUUUUCACUGGGAAAUUAUUGUAGGCUUUGAGUUUUGUUUGUCAAACAUCACAAAGCUAUGAUUGCUUAUUCUGCAAAAGUUUUGUACUUAAAGGUCUUGUAAAAAUAAUUCAGUUGGACUUUUGUACAAUGGCUUUGCAACAGGCAUUGCCUUCCUUCCUCCUUUGUACACACUGCAUUCUUGUGCACCUAAAUUUCCCCUUAGCUUUCAAAUACUUGGCAUGCAGCCCACAUGUACCUGUAAUUUUCUUAUUCCUUCAGAUUUACUCAAAGUUUAAAGUACAUCAAACAGCGUCAUGACAAUGUGGUUGAAACCAUGGCUCAGGUGAAUGAGUAAUCAUUAUUGUAUUGUGGCAAUAGUAAAUUUCAGCUUUUUUAUUUGACCUUUAGUUAAAUUGAAUUUGUUAUACUUAUUUAGGGAAUAAUGGAACUGCGUCAGCGUGAAGGAGAUGAUGCUUUUCAUCCUUCAAUAGAAUACUUUUUAGGUAGGUAAUGUUAUUAAAUAUUUUCAAGCAUUUUUUACGACAUGUCAGUACAUUUUUAAUUAUGACUUUUUCAGUCUUUUAAGUCACCUUGUAUACAAAGGGAGACAACAAGGCUCAGUAGUCAGGGCAUCAGACUUACAAUCCAGGAUUUUAUUCUCAUUCUGACCACUAGCUGAAUUUGUUCCAAGUUCAAAUCUUUUGUCACACUGUCUUGUCAGUAACAAACUGGUUGCCUACUAGCAAUAGGCCUUUUUCAAAAAUUUCAUAAUACUCUUUGUUGUCCCUCCAAAAUUUUGCGUAAGAAUUGUUUUCAAUUUCUCUUUGGACUUACAAUAAUUGUCCCAAGAGAAGUUGAAAACAAUGCUCAUGCAAAAUUUUGGAGAGACAACAAAGAAUAAUAUUAUUGUCCCAAGAGAAAUUGAAAACAAUUCUUAUGCAAAAUUUUGGAGGGACAACAAAGAGUAUUAUGGCCUUUUUGAAAAAGGUAUAAUUAUUUUCAUGUAACUGAUGCUUUUAUCCGGUGAUAAAAAUGUUUGUUAUUUGUUUUGAGGUAUUCGAGUGGAGCCUUUUAACUAGACAACUAAGUGCACUUCUGUUAUAGAUAGGGGAUUUACAUGUACACCAUACAUGUUCUUUUUUCUUCUCAUUUUUCAUGUGUUCUAACGUUUUACAUGUUAUGAAUGCUUUUUCUUUUAACAGAUCGCUUUUACAUGAAUCGUAUUAGUAUACGAAUGUUAAUUACUCAACACCGUAAGUAUCUAUCAAUAAUUUUUAUCGGAUGUAAAUUGUUAAUUUAAAUUACCUGUCAGUAAAUGCAUUUCACAGCCACAUAAAUCUGGUUGAUGUUAAAGUACCCAAAACAUGUUGACACAACAGUAAUUCAACUACUUAUGAUUUGUUAUGACCAACAACAAUCUGGAACUGACACUGAGAGAGUACUCUGACACCAAGCUGCAGAAUUUUCUUUUGGAAACAGUGAAGUUUGUCUCACUCAAGACAUAUCUCCUUGUUUCUCAUGUCUCAGCAGUAUUUCCACUUACUAUUUUGCUCUCGUGUGGAACAUUUGAUAUCACCCUGAAGACAAUUAACAGACUGCAGGCCGUUUACAGUCUGUGAAAUUCAGGGGACCUAGCACUGUAGUUUUCUGCAAAAGCUACAUUUUUCCUAGUCAGUUAAAGGCAAAAGUAAAGCAGAAGGGGCCAUGAGGCCCUGAUAUGUCUCAGCCCGGGAGUGGCAAUUUACUGCACAUAUAUUUAGCAGUGAUGUUAAAAGAAAAACUAAACAUACUUCACUAUUAUUCAAGCUACCUUUUUUACUCAACUGCACCUUCAAAAAUACCCCAUGUCUUUGUUUUACAGAGUAAGUUGAGCUGGUGGUAAGCUUUUGUCAGUGUAAUAAUAGCCAGCAGUCGGCUCUUAUCCAAAGAUGCUUGAUACUUGCAGUUCUUCAACCCUCUCGAGAGUUUCAACUUGAGAGACGAGUUUUGCAUGAGGGUUGCAACUUACUUUUGAGCGGUACUUUAAUGUGGAAUUGGCAAAUGCUAAAUAAUUUUCCACAAGGGUUUUGUUUCUAAAAUAACAGGGUUUUUGUUUUCUUUCUGUUUACCAGUGCUGUUAUUUGGACAGGAUGCUAGAAGUUCUAAGAGUAAUUUUGUUGGUUGUUUUGACCCAAACUGCCAUGUUGUGUCUGUUGUUGAAGGUGCUGUACAUUAAUGUGAUCUUUUGUUUAUUUAUAGGGAUAAUAAUUAAGAAUAUUCUGAAUUGAAUAGUCAGAAAUGUUCAAAAUUCUUGCUGUCGUACUGCCCUGUUAUCUUGCGGUCAUUAAAUCUCAAUAUCUCAAUUUAAUCUUUUUUUUAAUCACCAAUAUACGGUAGAACCUCAACAUAACGAUGGACCAAGGGUUUGACAAAAUAUGUUUGCCAAAACAACGUUUCGUUUUAUUGAGGUUCUUUUCUAUAUAUUUUACAAGAAAUUACUGGGGUAAAAAAAUCGUUCAUUAUACCAAGAACUUUGUUCCAUGGAGGUUUGUUUUAUUGGGGUUUCACUGUAUCUGGAGUAAACAAUAUGAUGUUGAUAAUUUGAUCAAAGGUAUCCAAAUUCAUGUACCAGUGAUUAUUGCUAUACAGUAUGCAUAAUAAUGAUGCAAUAAACACUUUAUGACUGGUCCCGAGGGAAACAUUGAGAUUUGAGUGAUUUGGUACAUAGCUGGAAAUUGUAUUAACGUCGUCGUAAUGGCGGUUGUCAGUCAACUUUCGCAAGUAACCGUGCGCUGUUACCUUCUUACAUCAUAGAUUUUGCAUUGUUGCCUGCUCAGAGAUUUUGGUGGGAAAUGGGUUCAUUGUUGAAUUUCAUGUGACCUUGAAACUUUAUGAGAGCGCGCGCUGUUGGGAAAAAAUGUCCAGCUAUAUAACAAGUAAUCUUAUUGCCAUUAGAAAAUCCACGAGAUUAGAUUCAAUUAACUCAUUUUUACUGUUGUUUCGUUUGUUCUCAGAUGCUAUCAACAAUGCUGCUUACCUCUGUGAGCAAAACUACAUGGCCUCUCCAUCGGUAGAAAUUUCUCAAGUGAAUGGUACGUUUUUAGAUUUCUGGUCCUUUGAGAUUCUUAAAAAGUCUAAUAGCGCUAUCCACCAGAUAAAUCACUUUCGACAAAUGAGAGGAAACUCUCAUUGCAUUUCAUUAAAGGUAGCAUUUUACCCUAUGAACAACUUAAAGUCUGUCUUUUAAACAACUGGGUCCUGUUUAGAUGUCAGAUGUUGAAGGUGAUCAGAGAAAACCAAUGUGGCUAAAACAAACAUGAGACCUGGUUAGCCAGCUGUCUCUCAUUGGGGCUAUGCAGUGGUACCCUAAUCGCAUUGCAGGGGCUCAUGGGUCUUUUUACAGUUUUCUCUUGUGGAAUAGCCUGUCUGCUUGUGCGUCGUUGCCUGUCAUGGCUCAUACUUGCAAAGUAAUUUUUCUGCUGCCUGCUUACUCAACUUGGACUUGCCACAAAUUGACCUCUAACAUGAGUUUCACAGCAGAAAAGCUGUAAAGCGAGCUGAACGAGCUUUUUAGGUCACAAGGUAGCCGAGCCAGCUAGAAACAAAAUCGCGAGAAGUCUUUGUGACGUGAGCGAAAUUUGAAAUAAGACGAAAGACUUCUUCAAAAGUCUAACAUAUACUUGAGAACGUAAACAGCAAAUCUCCAUCACAGUGGUGUGGUCCGGAAGGAAAUUUUGUCACAUCAAUAUGACAGCUCUGUUGUCUUUUUAAGAUGAAGCAUGUGCAUAAUCGGGACGCUGUUCCCCUUAAAUCAUGACAAAGACAUUUCAUGAUAUACAGUUCAAAGAAACUUCGGAGCUCAGUUGCAUGAUCUAUCCUACGUGUAUUUUUAGCACAGUUAUUGUAAUUAUUACAAACCACUGUUGUUAACUUGGUGGGCCAUUCACCUUGUCCAUGUUAGGCAAGGAUUAAACGUUUUCUUCUCUAACAUCAUCUCUAACAAUUUUUCCCCGAGUCUAUGCACAAAACCUUUCCUUUUUAUUUUUUCAUGUACCCCCAUAAUAAACAUUACAAAGUUGCAGUGUACUAAUUUUAUUAUACUUUCUUUGUGCAGCUUAUGAUCCAAAGAAGCCUGUUCAAGUGGCCUAUGUUCCUGGCCAUUUGUAUCACAUGCUCUUUGAAUUACUUAAGGUAUGUGACUGCCUGUUGAACUUAUGGACAGCACUUUUUCUCACUCGAGUUGAUCACACUUAUGUUUUAACAGGGGUUGCUACAUUCUUCUAAUUUUUGUCAAGAACUUAACUUUUGUAUCUGAGAAAGACAUGAUGCAAGUCACCAAACAAAGUCUAUGCUAUGAUUAUCCACCUUGUCUGUUUAUAGCUGGAAAAAUUUCUUUGAUCAGUUUAGCAUCAAGUCUGCAUUACAUUAACAUUUUAAUAGUUACUGGAAAAUCUUGUAGUCAUUGCAGCCUCCAUUCCUUUCCCUAAAGACAUGUUGACCAGACUGUGUUUUGUCUUUUCUAUAUAAAAAAUGCCACACACAAGUUACUUCGUAUAACCACAAUAACAACAUUAUGUUCUGUCUUAAGAAUGCCAUGCGAGCAGUUGUUGAACAGCAUGGGAGCAGUAUAGACAUUCCUCCUUUGAAAAUAUUAACAACCAAAGGGAAACAGGAUCUAACAAUCAAGGUGAGUGGAACAUGUGUCAAAUAAGAUCCAAAGUAUUAUGUCUUUUUCUUUUUGUCUAGUUAUACUACUAGCCAAUUAUUAGGCUUGCAAAGAUUGAAAAAAUCAGAAAAAAUCAAACUCAGACUAUCUGUGUUCUGGCAAUACUGUCAUCACAGGCUUAUUUUUGCCAGCCAUAUUGAUGACUUUCCUAAUUAAUUACAUUUCUUUAGAUUUCUGACCAGGGCGGUGGAAUAGCCAAAAGUGAAAUAGAUCAAGUGUUUGAGUAUCACUAUACAUCAGCUCCUGAGCCACUGACAACUGGUGCUGCAGCCCCCAUGGUGAGAGUUUUUUCCCUUUUAUACAUGUACAUGAAAAAUUUGGCUACAAUCAGCAAAAAAAAUAAUUAAGACACUGCCCUGAAGGUCAUUUGUGAUGUUCCACUAACUUCAAAAGGGCAGUGCUCAUAUCGUUCGUUGGAAAAAGUCUUGAACAACAAGUGCUUUUAUAAGUGAAACUAUUUUUCGUUUUGGUUAAAUCUUAUUCAGUCUUGCCUAUAUAUUUACAGCACACCAGGAAAAGAGCUUUGUUGCUGGAUUAUUUAAGGUCUCUAUUGAUCACACCUAUUUGUUAACCUUAAGUCUGGAAAAAGAAACUAUUGUUUUGGAAACAAGUCUGGAAAAAGUCUUGAAUUUUGGAUCCAACAAUCUCCACGAACCCUCAAAUAGGGAAUGAAGCAUUCCUUCCCCUACCCCCUCCAUGCCAUGUUGUGCUGCUCUCUGAACCUGUAGGAAACAACAAAUGCCCAAACUUUACAGGGCUGAGCUCUGGCAGUGCCUGGUGGCCCCUGGCAUUCAACUGUUGCUCUUAGGCAACUAGAAAAAUCUCAUUUCUCUCAUAUAAAUCACAUGCUGGACACCCUAGAUUUUACAGGUUAAGAGCACUGGGCUUCCCUCAAUUUUCCUCAGAGCACAGCCUUGCUUUGAAUGGAGGGUGGUUGGGAGGGGUGUAGAUUGUUUUGUUCUCCAAAGUUUCCCCAUUAAAGGACAGUGUCUGUAAGUUAUCUUACUGCGUAGAGUGGUUGCUAGUCCAUACCUGGUUUAUCCUCUGUACAAAUUAAUCAUUAUAAAAUGAGAUCCAGGCAACGGAGCUUGAACCGUAGCAACUUCCAAACAGUGAAUGAAGUCCUCAGUAGUUGCCAGUUCUGUCCGUCAACACAAAAUAAACUCACCUCAACAAAAUACAGCUGCAUACAGUUUGAUGUUCCAUGUUCCACUCCUGUUUAAAAAUAAUGAAUGUACUCUUUUAAAUAUGUACUCAAAAGUCUUGUAAAUCACACACAUAAAGUGUAGCCUAUUGCUUACUUAGAAGUAAAAAUUAACGAUUAUUAUCUGAAUCAGUUUUACACUUGGAUUGUAUGUUUAUUCUCCAGGCUGGUUAUGGAUAUGGUUUGCCAUUAUCGAGAUUGUAUGCGAGAUACUUUGAUGGAGACCUUCAGCUUUAUUCCAUGGAAGGAUUUGGAACUGAUGCUGUGAUCUGGUUGAAGGUAAUUUUUUUCCUGGAACUUCACUGAAUGAUCCUGCCAUAGGAUUUCAUAUCAAUACUGAAACAUGAGAACAGCAUUUCAGUAGGUCUAAGUUCAAUGUUAAAAGAAUUGAAGUUAUUUGAAGUCCUGAAUAGGAUACUUACUAUCUUAUUAUCCAAAAGGAAAGGACGAAACUGGUCCCAUUGGGUUAAGAUACAAUGUGUUAUAAAGUAAUAUUGUCGGUGGAACAUUCUUGGCAUGUGAACAAGAUCUUGACUGUGGCACUGACCCCACCUUCAGGUUUAGAUUUUGCUUUUAUUCUAAGACUUUAAUACAAAGUUUAUGCCUUGGUACCCUUGACAGAACAAGAUUAUGGAGCCGAGGACUGGCAUUUUCUGCAUUUGAAUCUCUGCUCGGCUGAGGCGCUAAUGGGGGUUCCCAGUGGUGCUAACAGUCGACCUCCAUGCGCUUCCAAACUUUGCGGUCCUGUGCCAAAGUACGAAUUUCCUGAGGAAGGGGGGUUUUCUGGAUUGAUUAGCUUUUCAGCACAUUCGUUGAAAAGAAUUUUGCGUCCUUUGGGUCUUGGUUUACCAUGUGUCGGGUGGUACAAAGCGUAUUUAGAGACUUGUCAAAAACUUGGGCCUCGUGCUUCAUCGUGGGCUCAUACGGCCUCGUGCUUUAAUCUGUUUCUUGGUGUUUGGAACUCGUGUAGAAGCACUCACCCUCGUUUGUGCGUAUUAUGUCAAAAAUGUGAAAGAGUACAAGUGUCCACGAAAAAAAAUAGGCAUCUUUCACGGAAGUGUUUCUUUCGGCUUCAGAGACAUCGUGAAAUUCGUUGUUGUUGUUGUUGUCUUGCUAUAAUUACACAAUUAUUUGUGAAGCCGUGCUUUUAUAAUUUUAUCUACACCACGUAGUGACAGUAGAUUCUUGGUUUUUCUGUCCGGGGUUCUGUGGGGUCAUGGAUCUUGAAUUACUACAUUUAAUAAAUAUUUGUUGGAUGAAGUUGAGACACGUGUUAUCAGCCGAGGCUGGUAACACUUACCAGGACCUAAAUUACCUGUAGGCUGUGAACCAGUGAGAAGACAGAUUCUGAGUACUUUGCGAUAACCGAGCUUUUAAACAAUUUGCAUGACAAUCAUGUCUUUUAGGCAUUAUCUGAAGAGGCAAGUGAAGUUCUCCCUCUAUACAAUACAAGAACACCCAAGAACUAUGAAGAAGUAAGAUUAUCUGCUCAGCACUGUCGAGACUGGAGCUCCUCUAAAUUCUAUGGCCAUGGACACAAAUUUCUAUCAACAUAUCACGGCAGAAUGAGAGCAAGAAGAUUGCAUCACAGUAGGAAAACUGACUCUUCAUAAAGUGGUCUUGGACACUGUCUCACCUGGCUAUUUUACAUAAUGUUUUCUUAUUCAAAAUUAAAAGAAACAUUUACAAAUAUAUCACAAUUUGCAAUGGGAUUUGGAACACUGCGCUGACAUACGUUUAUUUAUUUUGUUACAAGAUAAACGACAACCUUUGAUUCAACAACCAUUGAGUGUUUUUUGACUUGUUGUAAAAAGUAUUUGAUCAUUCGGCACAUGCAACGUAAUCAGAAUUUAGAAUUGUAAGAUAUUUUUAUAUUUCUUCCUUAAGUGGGCAAACUAAUUGCAAUACAAAAUAUGAGUUGUAAAUUUUGAUUAGACUUAAUGUACCAAGUAAGGGGGAACCGUUUUUACAUGUACAAAAACAAUACGAUUAAUGAAAGGAAGGUAAUGCUAACACACAGUGGGUCGUAUUUAAGCAAUUCAAUUGCUGUACAGACUGCACACAAUGUACAUGCUUAUUGUAGGUAAAUACGACAUUGUUCAAUAGCUAUUUUACAUUCCAAGAUCUACUUGGAAAUAGAUCAAGAUCGAUGCAAGUCCCAAGAUUGUUUGAGUUGUUGAACAAAUAAGCAAGAUACAAAAGGUAUUUUCUUGACCAAGUAUUUAUCUCACGUCGAGAAAAGUAAUAUUGACAGUUGUUGGUAGUGUGGGGUGUCAGUCUUCUUUAUGUUGACACGUAGGGAAAAAUAAUUUUUAUCACAUGUGCUUAUUUUAUUGGGCACUUAAAGAUCAGGUUAAAUGUGAUUGAAACGUAUAUGGUCUUAAUGCAUUAAGGGGGCCGCUUUUGUUGUUGUGGUGGUCUCCAGUUAUUUGUCCACAGAGGAAUAACAAAUCUAAAACGUUUUAUCAUUAAAACAUGUCACUUGAUAAGAAGU
Messenger RNA from Porites lobata, 15202 nucleotides. Lineage: Eukaryota; Metazoa; Cnidaria; Anthozoa; Scleractinia; Poritidae. The record is from the annotation of a GenBank genome assembly.